AUCAUUGUGCUCAUUUUCAACAAGGCAGCCAUUAUGCUGGUCACUACGUGCCGUCACUGCUCACCCGAUACCAUACUGAGAAUGGCGACGGACAAGCGUUUGAAGCAAUUGGAAAGGGACUGCAAAUUGGCAAGCAACAACGAGCCCCAAUGUACCAACAAAGAUGACGUUGAAAAUGCUUGGAAAGAAUUUUCAAAACUCUCGGAUCGCUAUAAGGAGGUAAAUGAAGAGAGGGCUUGUGAUUCAUCUACGAGGUCACCUGAGUUUUUAUUCAAUUGUGAGCAGUUCCAGAUUCGACCGGAAAGCGAGCAUUUUGACGCACCAUAUCCAAUUCGUACGAGGAGACAAACGUGCAAAACAAAAUCGUCUUUGGAGCUGAACCAACUUGCUCAUGACUUUGGCACACAUUGUGAGAGAGACAACAUAUGUCUACCUGAUGAGGAUCUGCCAGCUGGACCCCAGCGAGAUGGAUUCAAGGAACUGCAUGCUGCCAGAGCCAAAAAGUAUUCCAACUAUCUCACGCAACUUUUUCGCUGCUACGGCCGUCUCUGA
This is a messenger RNA of Haemonchus placei, 552 nucleotides long. The record is from the annotation of a GenBank genome assembly. Lineage: Eukaryota; Metazoa; Nematoda; Chromadorea; Rhabditida; Trichostrongylidae.